Molecule: messenger RNA, 2346 nt
Organism: Pochonia chlamydosporia 170
Lineage: Eukaryota; Fungi; Ascomycota; Sordariomycetes; Hypocreales; Clavicipitaceae
Product: alpha-glucosidase
Exons: 2
Coding region: 1-2346 (781 amino acids)
Biological process (GO): carbohydrate metabolic process
Molecular function (GO): hydrolase activity, hydrolyzing O-glycosyl compounds; carbohydrate binding
Source: RefSeq, a predicted model, not a curated record
AUGAAGUUUCGGCGUUACCUCGAAGUCGCUGCAGUAGUGCUCUACUACGGAACUGCUUGUCUUGCCGUGAGUUCCAGUGACUCCUCCAAAUGGGGACUGGGAAACGGCUACCAAUUGGCUUGGUCUGGAUCAUCGAGUCAAAUUGUCAUUGUCCGGAAUGGCACUGAGAUUUGGUCAACAGCGCCGCGGCAGAACUUUCUAAGCGCAAGUUCAGGUCACGAUACCAUCGUCGGCGAAGGAGGCAACUUCAAGAUUACACCGAGCAAUCAACCGUCAUGCCGGGACAUGAAUGUGACGAAAUUGGAAUACCAAUACUGGGACAAUAGUCUGAUCUGUCACAGCGUUGCGGUAAAGGGCACUCUGGGGAACUGCGGCGCAUCCAUCGACGGAUCAAUUGGCGGCAGCUUUUCGGCAAACUUUUGGGUGCCAAAAGAUUUGCCCAAUCGAGUUGCUUUCCAGAUCGAUGUUACUUCAGAGAAUGGCAGCAAAAACGAACUAACCAGGGUUGUUGUCACAUUCAAGUCCAGCGCGGAUGAGGACUUCUACGGUCUCGGGGCACAAGCUUCUUUUGCUUCUCUCAAGAACCAGUCUAUUCCGAUCUUCUCUCGGGAGCAAGGCAUGGGCCGCGGGGAUGAACCUAACACUAUGAUUCAGAAUCUUGUUGGUUUCUUUGCAGGCGGAGACAAGUUUACCACUUACACAGCCCUACCGCAGUACAUCAGCACAAAGGCGAACGCUUUUUACCUCAGCAAGAACGCGACCAACUACGCCAACUUCGAUUUCACUCAUCCAGACCGCGUGUCCGUGAAAUAUGACGGGCUCAGUGUUUCGGGGCAGCUUCUUCAAGGAGAGAGCAUGCUGGAUGUCAUUGGCGCCGUUGCAGACUACACAGGCAAAAUGCGUCCUCUCCCCAAAUGGGUAGACGACGGCGCGGUUAUUGGUAUUCAAGGUGGAGAGACCAAGGUUGAGAAAGUUGUAAAGGAAGCCCGCGGCGCAGAUUGCCCUGUUGUUGGUGUUUGGCUGCAGGAUUGGACUGGCACACGGCUGCAAUCGACUCCUACAGGCAUUAACAUUUCUAGGUUAUGGUGGAAUUGGGAAUCUGACACGCAGCUGUAUCCAGACUGGCCAAAGUUUGUGCAGCGCCUUCAAGACCAAUACUCGCUACGGACAUUGUCAUACAUUAAUCCGUUUGUGGCGGACGUCAGCUCGAAGCCCGACGGAUAUAGAAGAAAUUUAUUCGAGGAAGCAGGCCGUGGAAAGUACAUGAUCUUGAACAAGACUACUGGCGCGACAUCUGUAGUUGCCAGCGGACCUGGUAUCGAGGCAGGCAUUCUGGACUUGACAAACGACAAGGCCCGAAGCUGGUUCUCUAGCAUCCUCGCCACUCAAGUAUGGAAUGCCAAUAUUUCAGGGUACAUGUGUGAUUUUGGAGAGUAUACUCCAGUAACUUCGGAUACGGGGCUGAGCAACUGGUCGUCAAGUGCUCGGGCAUAUCACAAUGUAUACCCCCGGCAGUGGGCAGAUCUGCAGCAAGACUUCAUUCGAGGAUUGUCUUCUAGCCGAGCAGAUGACGCUGUCAUAUUCCAUCGAUCGGUCUCGAUGGGUUCCAUCACCUCUAUGAAUCUGUUUUGGGCAGGUGAUCAGGGAAUAUCCUGGGAUCGUAACGACGGCAUCAAAUCAGUCGUCACGAUUCUUGGCCACAUGGGCAUCUCAGGCUACGCCCACUCGCAUUCAGACAUUGGCGGCUACACGUCAACAUUCGUAAUCCCCAACGCUCAGAACCCCCAAGGUGCCAUCGGCCGCACAGAGGAGUUACUCGGCAGAUGGGGCGAGCUGGGCGCCGUGUCGAGCGCCGUCUUCCGAACACACGAAGGCAACAUUCCUCAGAUCAACGCGCAAUCAUACACGAAUUCGUCAACCCUGCGAUGGUUCUCUUACAACGCUAGACUCUUCAAGGCCCUGGCACCGUACCGUAGAUACGUGUUGGACAAUGAGUCGGCCGUCAAGGGUUGGCCGCUACUUCGCCUCCCCGUGCUUUUGCACCCAGAUGAUCGGCGUGCGCGACAGAUUGGGUAUGAGAGCUUUUACCUCGGAUCAAGCCUAUACGUGGCACCUGUUGUUGAUGCCGGUGUCUCCAAAUUGCAGGUAUACCUGCCAGGGUCAUCGAGCACAUCGUACACUCAUGUUUGGUCUGAUGCGACUUAUCGGGGAGGCUCUACUGUCACGGUUGAGGCACCCUUUGGCAAGCCCGCCAUUUUCUUGGUUAAUCAUACGACGAGACCUGAAUUGAAUAGCUUGAUGGAUUUUGUCAGAGAGGAGAGAAACACAACCAUCACGAUCGGUUAG